Messenger RNA from Gasterosteus aculeatus aculeatus (three-spined stickleback), 1178 nucleotides. The record is from RefSeq and is a predicted model, not a curated record. NCBI's taxonomy places the organism in Eukaryota, Metazoa, Chordata, Actinopteri, Perciformes, Gasterosteidae.
AUGGCAGUCAAUAUCUAUCAAUGCAACAGAACCUCAACCAACACAACAUACAACAAUGACGAGUUCAGGAUUGUGAUGGUGGGGAAGACCGGCGUUGGGAAGAGCGCUACGGGAAACACCAUCCUGGGAAAACAAGUCUUUAAAUCAGAGUCAUCCCCUAAUUCAUUGACCGACAUCUGCAAAAAGGCCUUUGGUGAAGUGAACGGGCAAAAUGUUUCUGUUAUUGACACUCCGGGUCUGUUUGACACCAAAGUUGAUAAGGAGAAAACCUGUAAAGAUCUGGCCCACAGCAUCAACUAUGCUUCUCCUGGACCACAUGUCUUCCUGGUCCUCGUCCCACUGGGCAGAUACACAGAGGAAGAGAAGAACACAGUGCUAGAGCUCCAGAAGGUGUUUGGAGAAGGUGCAGACAGAUACAGCAUGGUUCUCUUCACCCACGGGGACCAGCUCAAAGGGAAACCUAUCGACGAGUUCAUACAGGAGAGCGAAGAACUGAAGGAACUUGUGGGCAAAUACAACGGACACUACCACGUCUUCAAUAACGAGGCGAAGGAUCAGUCGCAGGUCACAGAGCUGCUGGACAAGAUCAGGAAGAUGAUGGAGGAGAACGGAGGGAACCAUUACACCACUGAGAUGUUUCAGAAGGCAGAGGAGGCGAUUAAAGAGAAAAAACAACGAAUCCUUAAAGAGAAAGAAGAACAAAUGCGCAAAGAGCGGGAGAGACUGGUGAAGAAAAUAAUGGAAAAGUAUGAGCAACAAAUGAGGCAAGUGGAGGAUGACAUGGAGAAGAUGAGAAAGUUAAUGGAAUCCCGUGAAAGAGAAACUAGAGAGGAAAUUGAAAAACUGAAGAAGCAGUAUGAAACUUUGGCCAGACGAGUGGCUGAGGGAGGGUCUCCAUUGGAUUUUCUGAUAAACUCCAUUAAAAAACUCUUGUUCGGGUGAAGCUUUUGCCUUUGAGAUUAGUUAACUGUUGCGUAAUAACAACAUUUACUCAAUGAAUGUUUCAUUAUACAGAAAUUAUUUGGGAGUUAGUUGUGAUUUAAUCGUGUGAUAUUUGUUUUCCCAAGAGGCAGAUCCGUCAUUGAGGAGCGAGCUGCUGUUCUCCACAUCUCAAAGAAAGUUUGCACAGUGUCAUUGAAAUGUGUCAUGUUUGAAUUUAAAUAAAUAUUUAAAAAGGU